GCUAGGUUUGCCGAACCAACCUCCCUCCGGGGCAUCCUUUAGAGAGCGAGCGAGAGAGAGAAUCAAAACCUCUUCUUCCUCCAGAGACUUUCAGUUCUCAAAAAAUAAAAAAGCUAUGGUGACUACAUCGUCUAGUAACAAAUCAAACACUAUUCUUCGUUACUCCAAAGCGGUUCCUUCGUCUUCAUCCUCAGCGUUCGCUUCCUCCACAAGCUCCACCUUCUCGUCUCCGUCCUCGUCUUUCUUCCACCACCGAUCCUCGUCCCCCACUCCCCAGCCUAUGUCGCAGUCCUUUCGUUACUCUCUCGACACCAGAUCCAUCUCCCCUACUACGAACCACCGAUCCAUCUCCGUUUCCAAGAAACCGCAGCCUAAGGUCUCCGAGACGCCGUCUCGGAGUAGGAGGUGUAUGUGCUCUCCGACAACGCAUCCCGGAUCGUUCAGGUGCAGUUUGCACAAAAACGUGGCGAAUCCGCACGGGCAAGGAACGGCGUCGUACACGGGGAACAGUUUGAAUAUGAGGAGAUCGGCGAUGACGAACUCGCUGGUGAGGAUCGGUGGGGUCGAAGGAGAGUGGGUGAGAAGAGCGUUGACGACUCUGAUAAGGCCUUCGUCGCAUCAUCUGAAAAGGAGGGCUGCGUUUCAGCCGCGUCCUAGUAGGCUCUCGGUUAUGUCCAAGGCUGAGUGUUGUUGAUUUUGAUCUGAUCAGGUUUGUUGUUAUUCUCUUUUGGAAAAAACCGCAACAGGACAGAUCUGGUCGGGAAAAGUUGGAUCGGCGGGGUGAGCGGCGAUUGUGGGAGAGAGAGAGAGUGUCAACGUUGAAAUCGAAGUUUGUUAAACGAACACACACACCAUCAUAUGUUUUUUUUUGUUGUUGGGUGAAGAAAGAUGCGGAAGUGCAUUUUGUACAUAUACUUAUUUUUUACUCUGUUUUUUUUUUCUUUUCUGAAAAAAGUGUCAAAAGUUACAUCUAAAAUCAAAAUCUGGUAUGGAAGUUAAUUAAAUUUCUAUAAUCCACUUUUCAUAACACAAGUGAGAUUUUUAGAUCUUUAAUCUCACAUCCAUUGUGUG
Brassica oleracea var. oleracea is the source of this 1071-nucleotide messenger RNA. Its product is annotated as putative protein TPRXL. Bases 116 to 694 code for a protein of 192 amino acids. The transcript has a single exon. The record is from RefSeq and is a predicted model, not a curated record. Lineage: Eukaryota; Viridiplantae; Streptophyta; Magnoliopsida; Brassicales; Brassicaceae.